CUGCCUUUGCAUCUCAGCGUCGCUCUGGUCUUCGGUAUUUAAACUGGGAACUUCCACAACACUCAGUUUUUGUUCUAUGUGCACAGUGAUAGAUAGUAAUAAUAAUAAGUUCAAAGCUUUGCAGCGUACUUCUGUAUAUUAAAGUUUUCAAGUAGAUAUUUGCGUAAAUAUCUGAACUAAGAAUGUGAGAAUAUACGCAUUAUUGGCUAUAUCAACUCAUGUUGAAUUUAUUGUAUAAGUACAUGAUUUAAAAAAUGUGCGGAUUCAAUAUGUACGAUUUUCUCUACACACAUAACAAACCACAAACGCGCGCGCGAAUGGAGAUAACACACACACCCACUGGGUUCAUUGGGUAAUUCCGGUUACGAAGCGACCGUACAGACCAUUUUUAUUUUUACUGGAUAAGUAGUAAGACUUAUAUCUAAACAAUAAACAGUGAGAUAUUGAUUGACAUUGUAACCAGACUGUUUUCGAUUAUUAUGAUGAGAAGUGUAACACACAUCGCUCUUAUUUACGCAGUUUGUAUUGUUUCUACGUAUGCAGAAAUUACCAAGUGUGAGUUGGAUAAAUUUCGAUGCCGCAACGGAGAGUGUAUAGCGAGCGAAUUGUUGUGCGACGGCAAAGCGAACUGUAGAGAUGCGUCCGACGAAACGCAGAGCGAAUGUAAAGAGUCGGAAAAUUUGUGCCCUUCUCUCGCAUUUCGUUGUAACUACGGUGCGUGCAUAGACGGAAACUUGAUCUGCAACGGUGUUAAAGACUGCAUUGACAAUAGCGACGAAACGCUGCCUCAAUGNGANACUNCGGNNAUCGUCAAUGGAUCGGANAAUCNCUCGCNAUGUANAUCCUCUGAGUUCAGAUGCGACAGCGGAAAAUGUAUUCCCGAAAUCGAAGCGUGCGACGGAAUCCGGAAUUGCGCGGAUGGCUCCGACGAAACGCCCGCGUUGUGCAGAUCGUUACCGUGUUCGGCAUUCCGUUGCGCUUAUGGCGCUUGUAUCGAUCGUGAUCGACGAUGUAACGGAGUGGCCGAUUGCGCCGACAGUUCGGAUGAAGAUCCACAAUUGUGCGGAUCAAUCUGGUCGCAGACGCCUCAACCGUUCCCCACACCAAUCACACACCCAUCACCACCAACUAGACAUCCACCAACUAGACAAACUACGCAAUUACCGCCAAUAUACAGUCCAACAAAUUGCAUAGCGCCUCCACAACCACAAAACGGACGUUGGAUGUUGCAUAGGAAACUGUGUUUUGGUAGUAGACAAAAUUGCGUUGUUCCAGAAGGAACAGAACUUCCAACAGCUUCUCAACUUAUCUAUUCUUGUAAUGAAGGAUAUAAACUUAACGGUUCUCCCAAUGUAAUCUGUAAUUUUGAAGGACAUUGGCCUACUAUACCAGAAUGCACAGAAAUACGCUGCAAAGCUCUUAGGUCAGUGUCCACUAUAGCUACAUGCAGAAAGGAAAAUCGGCAUAUACCUUUAUGGUGUGAAUCUCCAGUUCCACCAGGGACCAGAGCAAGGCUGAGGUGCCCGCACAGUUAUCGGCAAGAAAGCGAUCUACAAAGUAGAUUCGUGAUAUGUAACGAAGAUGGGAACUGGGAUCCAGAACCUAUACGAUGUGUUCCAGCGUGCGGCAGACAGCCUGUCAACAUCGAACCGCUUAUUUCCCGCGGUUAUCGGUAUAUGCCUAAAUUCACGGAUUUCCCAUGGCAUGCUUCUUUGUACCGUGGUUCAUCAAAGACAUAUUUUUGCGGAGCGUCUAUCAUCACAGAGAAUCUCUUAAUAACAGCAGCUCAUUGUGUGUACAGUGAGCAGGAUGAACGGCCAAUUAAUCCUACCGAGAUUAAUAUAAUGACAGGAAACCUUUACAGAGAUUUCUACGUUCCUUACGACGAAAACAUCGGUCAAGAGAGAAAGGUGAAUAAUAUUUACGAGUGCUUCUACAUAGGAUCGAGAAGAAAUUACGGAUCGGACAUCGCAAUAUUAGAGAUUGACAAGCCGUUUAAAUUGUCGGAUUUUUUGGUUCCUAUAUGCAUCGAUUUCUCCAAUAUCUUUCCUGUGAUACAAACAGGCGAUAUAGGAAAGAUUCCGAGUUUCGGUACGACAUCGGCAAUUAGUAACUCCAGCGGGAUCUUGCAGGCGUUGAAUAUGACGCAUGUUUCGAUCAACCAGUGUAGGUCUGCGGCGCGAAUUGCCGAUAGAGAAGAAUAUGUUAUUUCAGAUGACAAAUUCUGUGCGGGUUACAUGAACGGAUCCUCUGUGUGUGACGAUGACAGGGGCAGUGGAUUAGUCGUACGUAUUAAUGAUUUGUGGUAUCUUCAAGGUGUUGCCACCAUGAGUCUCAAUACUAUACAAGGACAGUCAAUUACGUGUAACAACAAUAUGUAUAGCAUAUUUACAAGAGUAUCUAGCCACGUUAGGUUUAUUUCCAACGUAAUAAAAAAAUUAGAAAGUGGGCAGCAACCCAAGUGCUCAGACACAGAACUAGGAUGCAAAACUUUGAACUCAGUAUCUACUAAAGCUACGUGUAUAUAUAAGGAAAACUCGUGGUCAUGUGAUUUCCCAGUUUUACCGAACACAAGGGCAAUGCUAGAAUGCCGAGACAAUUAUGAGCAAGAAAACGAUCGGCAAAGUACAUCCGUGAUAUGUACUGAGGCCGGGAAAUGGGAUCCAGAACCUAUACAAUGUGUUGCAGCGUGCGGCACGCUUCCUGCCAAAAAUAUCUCGUCUUUCUUGAACGGUUACCGGUCUAAUAUCGCGGAUUUUCCAUGGCACGCUUCGUUGUACCGCGGUGAAUCGAAGACAUAUAUUUGCGGAGCAUCCAUCAUCAAAGAGAAUCUUUUAAUAACAGCUGCCCAUUGUGUGUACAGUGAGCGGGAUAAACGACCAAUUGAUCCUACCAAGAUUCACAUAAUGACAGGAAAUAUUUACAGACAUUUCGACUUGUCUCACAACGAAACCAUCGUUCAAAAAAGACAGGUUUCCAAUAUUUACUUUACGUGCAAUUACAUAGAUUCGAGAGGAAGUGUCGGAGCGGAGAUCGCGAUAUUACAGGUUGACAGACCGUUCGAAAAGUCGGCUUAUCUAAUUCCUAUAUGCAUCGAUUUGUUUAAUGCUUUGCCCGUACUGAAACAAAACAGUACAAUAAAGUUGCCGGCAUUUGAUAGACCGUCGGCAACUAGUACUUCCAGCGGGAUGUUGCAGGCGCUGGAGAUGUCGUAUGGUUCGAUCGAUCAAUGCACAUCUGCGGCGCAAAAUACUGACACAGAACAGUAUAUUAGUUCACAUGACAAGUUCUGUGCGAGAUACACGAACGGUUCCUUCGUGUGUGACGGUGACAGCGGUAAUGGGGUAGUUGUUUUUAGUGAUGGCUUAUGGUAUCUUCGGGGUGUUGUUACUUCCUCUCUAGGCUUGAUACAAGAAGUAGCGGUUAUUCGGUGUAACCACAAUAUGGUUACCAUAUUUACACAAAUAUCCAGCCAUGUUUCGUUUAUACACGAUAUAUUAUCAAAAUUAGAAAGAAAACAGCAACCUACGUGCUCAAACGGAGAUUUUACAUGAUAAAUAAUACAAAAUAAAAAACAUUAUUUUUAAGGUGCUAACAAAAUAUACUAGUGAUUUUCGAAUGUGAAAGUGAAAUGCUAAUUUUGUACUAUGUUUGUACUGCUGUUAGUGAUUGGAAGUGACUGUGUGCUUGGAUAUGAAAGUGCAAUGUUGUUAAAUGGAAUACCUAAAGAUACUUAUAAACAAUAUUUUUUUACGUGUGUAACGAUGAUUAAGAAGAGCUUCACAUUUCUGACAGUGUACUUCGUCACUUUAAUAUGAAACUAAGUAUCAACUGUAAAGUAUUUUUAAUUAAAAAAUAGUGUAAUGUAUAUGAAACGUAGCUUACUAAUAUGAGUAUAAAUAAAUACAGUACAAUAGUAAAUAUAAGUCACUUAAGUAUAACAGCAAUUGUCUUAACCAA
Messenger RNA from Pseudomyrmex gracilis, 3960 nucleotides. RefSeq names its product modular serine protease-like. Lineage: Eukaryota; Metazoa; Arthropoda; Insecta; Hymenoptera; Formicidae. Gene Ontology annotation, cellular component: membrane. The record is from RefSeq and is a predicted model, not a curated record. The transcript has 12 exons. Bases 480 to 3554 code for a protein of 1024 amino acids. Gene Ontology annotation, biological process: proteolysis. Gene Ontology annotation, molecular function: protein binding; serine-type endopeptidase activity; G protein-coupled receptor activity.